AUGGACGACCCGUGUCAAGCAUGGCCGUUCUGGAAGUUUGGGAUGAAGAGAGCUGACCUCUCCACCAAACUGCAAGAUCAAUACAACACCGUCCCCUCCAGCAUCCAGGACCCUGACGCCUUCCACCACGAUGUUUACGAAAUCUCCCGCCUCGCCGAUACCGCCGACGAGUUCCACCGUCUCAUGGCCGACCGCAAGGAGCAGCGCUUGAAGGAACUGAACGCGUCCCUUGAUCUCGCUGCAGUCGAGAUCAUUGCGAACCCCAAACUCGUCGGUACCGCGCAGUGGUCGCACGCCCUGCAGCUCUUCCGGACGCGUUCCCUCGACUCCCUCGUGAGGCUCUUUUCAAGUUACCUGCCCGACAACUACGACUGCCAUCAAGGUUACUACACGGCCUCGUCGGCCGCAUCCUCCUUCGAUGACGGAUGCAGCACCCGCACGGCUAGCACAAACCUCAGCAGCCUCGACGUCGACGGUCCUACUUUCUUUCACGAUGAUGACGAAAAGCCUAUCAUGACGUACGAACCCUUACACAUCUCCACCUCCAUCUCUUCAUCCCAAGAGCUUCCUCCCUCUCCUCGCUCCAUGACCACGCAGUCUGAAACAUCGGCAUCGUCACCCAUCGACGCCGACCACGACGACUAUGUCCUCCACAACCUCACGCCAGCGCGCACUCUGUCAUUCUCAGGAUCGGAGUCUGGUCGCUUCGCGGGGAGAGUUCUCCGGUGUCUCGAUGACGACGAGGAAGAGACCUCGCAGUCCGAAGACCCGGACUCCCUGACGACGUCCGUCUCCGAUCUCGAGGACCGCUCAACGCGUGAGUCCAGUGUGGAGGAGGAGCAGGUCGAUUACGCCUACUACCCCGACAGCGCAAUUGACGAUGAGGACUGUGACGACGAGUUCCCGACAACCCAGCUACCCUUCGACCUUUUUGACGACGACGUGAUGGAGUCUUCAGAAACUCCCACGCCCAGACCCGAAACCAAAUUAUCUUCUUCCACAGCGGCGGCGUCCUAUCUUGACAGCAAAACAUACUCUUCGCUUCGCUCGAUACCCACUUCUUCUUUUCGCAGUUCCUCACCAAAGAUACCCCACCGCCGUCGUGACGCCAGCCCUGCAAAGACCAGCACCAGCAGUAGUAGUAGUAGCAGUAUGAUGAUGAGUAGCAGGAGGAGUCCUGAAGAAGCGUCAUGUCGCAUACAGAAGCCGCAGCCCGACGCGAUACGCGGGGCGCGGGCCCUGGCGGCAAAGGGACGCAGGAGGGGUCUGGACUAG
This is a messenger RNA of Colletotrichum karsti, 1275 nucleotides long. RefSeq lists its product as uncharacterized. The record is from RefSeq and is a predicted model, not a curated record. The transcript has a single exon. Bases 1 to 1275 code for a protein of 424 amino acids. Lineage: Eukaryota; Fungi; Ascomycota; Sordariomycetes; Glomerellales; Glomerellaceae.